AAAGGUAGAAGAAGACAAAGACGGGAGAGAGAGAGAGGAUCGCUAUUAUUCCGGGAAAAAUCAUUUUGCACUUUUCUUUCGCCGGAAAGUUUUCGGUUAACCUGAAAACCUUUCAAUCAAAGAAUCAGUCAACAGAUUAAUAUAGUCUCUCAUACCGGAAAAUCCCAGGCUUUUCUCAUUGCUUCUGGAGAUUCUCAGGCCUUUUUCUCGAAGGUGAUUCAACAACUGUAAGAGCAAGAGUUGUUGAACCAAGAGAGAGAGAGGAUUCUGGUUUUGGCGGGAGGCAGUUGAAAAUCUUCUGUGAAAUUGGCUUCCUCUCUCUUUAUAACUUGCUUCUUUGAAAUUUGAAAACUUUUUGCUAGUUUGCUCAAGAGAGUUUGGAGUAUUGAUUCUGAAGGUUUUGUUAAAGAUGGGAGCUCUCUGUUGUUGCUUUCAAGUUGAUCUCUUUGAGAGUUAUGUGAAUCCAAACACUUCCAUCUCUAGGAACUGUCCAUGCCUUAACUGCUUCCUCCACAGUUUCAUGGGUUUGUAUACCUCAAUAUUUAACAGAGGAGGAAUGCAUCAGAUACCUUCAACUGUUGAAGCUGCUUCAGUAAUGAAUUCCACAACUUCACUUGAUGAUGACUCAUCUCUGUCAAGUAUGUAUCAUUCUCCUCCUAGGCCAUUGCCUUACGAUGCUGAUCCUAGGUACUUCCGUUUCGCUAAGGGCUCGAGCCAUUCGGGAGAAGAAGCAGAACCAUUAAGAGGUGAUACUGAGAUGAGUUCUGAAGCUUUGGGUGGUGGAGGAGGAGCCAAACGGAGUAAGUCUGAUUAUGAAGAUGGUUCGAAAGAAGCGUAUUCAAAAGGUUUGGUAACCAAUGCAAAGUCCAAGACGAUGCUGGGGAUAGAAUUUUCUUCUUAUGCAGAUUCGGAUGAUGAAGAUAUUUGUCCUACCUGCCUUGAUGAUUACACGCCAGAGAAUCCGAAGAUAAUCACAAAGUGUUCUCACCAUUUUCAUCUUAGCUGUAUUUAUGAGUGGAUGGAGAGAAGUGAAACCUGCCCUGUCUGUGGAAAGGUGAUGGCAUUUGAUGAAACUGGCUAAGAAGGGAACAAGAAAAAGGCAGUGAGUCUUUGCAUAAUUAAAUAACACAGAGAGAAAUCACUUGUACAUAAAGAUCUUCUGUGAAAUUGUGAAUAUCCAGAUGCCUUUACAGUAAAUAUGAGAAAUUGUGAUGUCUCCUUGAUUUUAUAGACUCAUUACCUAAACAUUUAUCUUCAAUAUGAUUUUAUUGGAAUGAUGAAAUCUUUUAUCUAGA
Molecule: messenger RNA, 1295 nt
Organism: Thlaspi arvense
Lineage: Eukaryota; Viridiplantae; Streptophyta; Magnoliopsida; Brassicales; Brassicaceae
Source: the annotation of a GenBank genome assembly